Leptopilina boulardi is the source of this 710-nucleotide messenger RNA. RefSeq names its product cytochrome c oxidase subunit NDUFA4-like. The record is from RefSeq and is a predicted model, not a curated record. The transcript is spliced from 3 exons. Lineage: Eukaryota; Metazoa; Arthropoda; Insecta; Hymenoptera; Figitidae. Bases 134 to 394 code for a protein of 86 amino acids.
AAUAUUACAUUCUAUAUCGUCUGCUAAAUUGUUUUCUGCUAGAAAAUUGAGAAGGGUUCAUCACAUUUUUCCUAGAUAUUUUCGUCAGUUCAAUUUGUCAUUUAGUAAUAGAACAAAGAGAAUUAGUGUCAAGAUGACUUUAAUGCAAGGAUUGGAUCUUAAAUCAAUAAAGAAACAUCCAUCGCUGAUACCACUUUAUGCGGUCUUACUUGCUGGAUGUGCAACUUCAGUCCUUUAUUUAGCAAGAUUGGGUCUCAAAAAUCCUGAUGUCUCAUGGAAUCUUAAAUCAAAACCAGAACCUUGGAAUGAUUAUAAAGAUCGCCGUUAUAAGCUUUUAAAUCCAAUUGGAGAUAAAGAGACACCCCCAAGAAUGAAAUCAAUAUUUGAUUUUUAAAUUGUAUGAAAAACUAGACACAAUUGAAUUUAGUCAGGUACAAAGAGUGUAAUUUAUUUUAUUUUAUAAUGCACAAUCACAGAAUUCUCUUUUUUGAAAAAAAUAAAUCUGAAAUCAAAUUUAAAUUGAAUUCGGAUUUUUUUUUUUUUGAAAAAUAAAAGAUGAAUCUCAAUUUACAGUGUGCUAUUAAAAUUAUUAAAUAUAGGUUUAAAGAAAAAAAAACAAUAGUUACCUGAGUCUUAAGUGAUUCUCGAUCAGUAUUGGCCAUGCUAGUUAAAGUGUACAUUAUAAUAAAAUAAAUUUUGAGAAUCCUAAA